Caenorhabditis sp. 36 PRJEB53466 is the source of this 912-nucleotide messenger RNA. Lineage: Eukaryota; Metazoa; Nematoda; Chromadorea; Rhabditida; Rhabditidae. The record is from the annotation of a GenBank genome assembly.
AUGUCGAAGUACCUUGUUCCCGUGUGUGCCUCCGUUUCCCUGGCCGCCGUUGUGGCCGCUCUCGUCGCCAUGCACUCCAUCGUCGUCGACAUUGACUCGAUGAGAGACGAGAUUGUGACUGGAGUUCACGAGAUGAAGGUGAGCCUAUCACUCGCCAGACUCAACGGCAAUAUUUGAAUUCAGGUCAUGUCUGAUGAUGCGUGGAACAGAAUGAUCGGAAUGCAUUCGAAGCCGACGCUUGACGCUGAGUCCCGUGUCGCAUUCGCCAGCAUCUUCCAGAGAACGAAGCGUGCCGCCAAUCCAUCCCAGUGCAAUUGCGACGCCAAUUCGCUCGGAUGCCCACCAGGACCACCAGGACCUCCAGGACUUUCAGGAGGACGUGGAGAGCAGGGACCUUCUGGAGAGAAGGGACGCGACGGAGCUUCCGGAAUCUCUUUGGCCGUCACUCAUCACUUGCCAGGAGGAUGCAUUCAGUGCCCUCAGGGACCAGCUGGAGAGCCAGGACCGGACGGAGAGAUUGGAGAGCCAGGAUUCCCAGGAGCCGUCGGACAAGCCGGACAGUGCGGAGAGGACGGAGCUCCUGGAGAGCCAGGAAUUGCUGGAGAGCAAGGACCAUCCGGAGAGCAAGGAGCCGAGGGAGCCCAAGGACCAACUGGACAGGACGGAACUUUGGGAGCUCCAGGACUUCCAGGACAGCCAGGAACCCCAGGAUGGCCAGGAUCGCAGGGAGAACCAGGAAAGAACGGAGAUUCCGGAACCGACGGAGAGCAGGGACCACAGGGACCACAAGGACCACCAGGACAGCCAGGACGCGAUGCCGACGAUGGACAGCCAGGACUUCCAGGAAAAGACGGAUCCGUCGGACCAGACGCCAACUACUGCCCAUGCCCAGCCAGAGCCAAGAAGCACUAA